Anguilla anguilla (European eel) is the source of this 3716-nucleotide messenger RNA. It is a transcript of the gene cdc25b, whose product is annotated as cell division cycle 25B. Gene Ontology annotation, biological process: positive regulation of G2/M transition of mitotic cell cycle; positive regulation of G2/MI transition of meiotic cell cycle; protein dephosphorylation. Gene Ontology annotation, cellular component: cytoplasm; nucleus. Bases 401 to 2119 code for a protein of 572 amino acids. The transcript has 15 exons. Gene Ontology annotation, molecular function: protein tyrosine phosphatase activity. The record is from RefSeq and is a predicted model, not a curated record. Lineage: Eukaryota; Metazoa; Chordata; Actinopteri; Anguilliformes; Anguillidae.
GACGUCGCAAAUGCGAAUUUCAGUAGUGAGAGGAGGUGAGGGUGGAUUAUGAGGAGGCCGCUCUCUGACUGAAAAAUAAGAUGCUUCUCUGAGUUUUUUUUCUUUCAUUUUUCCCCUUUCCCCAUACUUUUAACCGGGGCUGCAAACUUGCUUACAAUGCUCGAUUCAAUCAUUUAUUUUUAAAAGUAAAUCGCUAGCUGUCUAGCAAAUUGUGUAAAGUUCCUGAUUGUAUUUGUAUCUAGACUUCAUAAUUAAAUUUGAUUAAUAUAAAGACAACUAGCUAAUUUAUUUUUGUAACAUUAUAUUUUUUGAUACUUGGCCAUCAAGUUUGAUCUUUGGUUUUCUCUAUUUUUACAUUUUGGUCGAUUAUUUAAACGCAUCGUUUGCAUUUGGCUUCAGAAUGGAAUUCGAUCAGGUCUCCAGCGAGCUCAGUCCUGUUAACACUAAAUUUGGGUAUGCGAGGCCGGACGGGAUCCCCGGCCUAUCUUCGCUUUCGCUACCUGGAAAAUGCUUGAGCAACUCGCCUUGUCUCAGGAAACUCUUUUCGCCCGAGCCUGCGGCCGUGCUCUCCCCUGUGACCAAUCUGGCUCUCAACAUGACCAACCUCGCUGUUCUUGGAAGCCAGUGCGAUACCCCGAAAAGGAAAAGCCCUGCACCCCUUCUGAAAAUACCAUCUUUUGCUUCGGACACCUCCUCGGACGCCGGUGUGGGAAUGGACUCUCCCAGUCCAGUGGACCCUCUGGACAUGGAGGAGACGUUCGAGAGGGCCAUCCAGGAGGCUGGAAAAGUGAUCAAGGACAACAAGAUGCCAAUCCGAAGAAUUAACUCGCUCCCACUGCAGCUUUUGGGGUCCAGCCCUGCGCUGAAGGGGAAGGAGCCGGAGUCCCAUCGUUUCGGCAUCUUCGGUCGCCCCGGCGACCUGCCCGCCGGGAGCCGUGGCAACAAGGAGAACGAGGGGUUUGAGUUUAAGAAGCCCGCCAGGCCCGUGUCCCGCUGCCGCCUGCAGUCCUUCCACAGCGGGACGGGCAAGGAGCCGUUCGCCCAGCGCCCCAACUCCGCCCCCGCCCUCAUGAUGUCCCCGCCCCCGACCGAGAGGCUCUGUUCAUUGGACGACGGCAGUCCCAUCGCCCUGCGCCGCUCCUCCCUCACCUGCUCCCUCGAUGACGACGACGACGGCUUCCUGGACGUCCUAGACGAUGAUGUGGAGAGUGACUCUGGGAUGCCGAUGGGACUGUCCAGCCUGCUGACCGCUCCGCUGGUCGGGGAGAGGGCGUCCGAUCAGCCCGGCUCGCCCGUGAUUCGCUGUCGGCCGCGCGGGCUCUUCCGCUCCCCCUCCCUCCCGUCGCCCCCCGGCCGCGCCCCCCUGAAGCGCCCCGACCGGCCGCAGGACGAGAACACGCCGGUGCGCGUGAAGAGACGCCGCAGCGUGGCCGGGUCACAGGUCUGCCCCCCGGAGGAGGAGGUGCCCUCGGCCGCCCGGCUGGCCCAGAGGUCCAAAUCCUUCUGCCACACGGAGAUCGAGAAGCUCCUGGACAACGACGUCAAGGAGCUGAUUGGAGAUUUCACGAAGCCCUUCGCCUUGCCCACCGUCGAGGGGAAGCACCAGGAUCUGAAGUACAUCACGCCAGAAAUGAUGGUGGCAGCACUGAAUGGACAGUUCAGCCGCCUGGUGGAGCGGAUCCUUGUCAUCGACUGUCGCUACCCCUAUGAGUUUGAGGGGGGACACAUCAAGGGAGCUCUGAACCUGCACCAGGAGGAGCAGGUGGAGGAGGUGCUGCUGAAGACCCCCGUGCUGCCCUCCUGCCCGGAGAAGCGGGUGCUCCUGGUGUUCCACUGCGAGUUCUCCUCGGAGCGCGGGCCCCGGAUGUGCCGCUUCGUCAGGGAGCGCGACCGCAUGCUGAACGAGUACCCCAACCUGCACUACCCCGAGCUCUACGUCCUCAAGGGCGGAUACAAGGAGUUCUUCCCCCAUUUCCAGACUGAGUGUGAGCCCCAGUCCUACCGGCCCAUGCACCACGAGGACUUUAAGGAGGACCUGCGCAGGUUUCGGCUCAAGAGCCGCACCUGGGCGGGGGAACGCAGCAAGAGGGACCUGUACAGCCGGCUCAAGAAGCUCUGAGGCCCCCCCCCCCCCCAAUACCCUCGCCCUCCUCACCUCCACCACUCCGCCACUCACUUCUGCAGUCCUGUCUAUUUUAUUUUAUUCGUUUUUGUUUUCUCCCAAGUUUUCGUCUGGCUUUUCAUGUCCUUGUCGUGGCCCUGCGAUGCCAGCGCUGGGUGGGGUGAGAAGAGGGGCAUGCUGGGUAGCCGGGCGGGUGUUCCCUCGCUCUGACGCUGAGUCGCCGCUCUGCGCUCACCGCCAGGCCCCGCCCCCCCCCACGUGCUGGCGCCACGGCAACAUCGCCUGGCGUAGUCCUCCGUGCCACCCCCCCCGGGGGGGUCGAAGCGACUUGAGCAGGCCCACAAUCCUCUGCUCCUCCCUCUAAAGCACUUAAUUCUCCUCGUGACGCGUGUCGCCUCCGGUGUCCGUGGGUUUCGGCUAGCGGUGUCGCGAGGCUUCACGAACCCUGAGGCGGGUGGAGCCGGUGUGACACGGCCGGCUUUGGAACUGCGGUUUGUUUUUGUGUGCAGAAGUCAUGUGACUUGAUUGCUUGGUUCAGGUCAUGUGAUCCCUUGUCGUCGCGGGGUUUCUCUCGCCCAGCCCUGGUUCUGUGGCGAAGGCUGGCCACCCCUGGUUCAUCCCCCUGGUUGUCCCUGGCAACCCGUUGAAUCUCAGAAAGGUUCCUCUGUAGGCUGUGGUGAAACGAGAUGGAUAAAUGUGUUCAAAUCUGCACAUGGUCUCUGUAGAAUCCAGUUUCCCCUUUUCAAGCGAUAACUGAUCUGGUGAUGGCCUGCUGCCUGAAUGAGCUGUUUUUAUGUUAAGAACAUCUAAAGGGGAAGUGGUUUUUUUUUGUUUUUUUGUGGGUGGGAUUGGGGCAAAUGUCAAAUCCUGUUUGUUUUAAUUUUGCACUGAUUUUUUUUUUUUUUAAAUAUAUUAUUUUAAGUAAAUGUCUUAACCACAACGUUCUACCGAGAACACUGUGGUUAUGCUGUGAAUUUCAUAGCUUGUUGUGGUAUUGCGGUGAUGUUCCGGAUGGGACUUUCUUGCGAGACGGCAGAUUUAAGAUUUUUAUUGUUUUGUAAUCUUCAAUUAUUUCUUAAAUUUUUUUUUAGUUUUUUUUUUUAGACCAAGUGUAAUAUCUUUAUAAACUGCCUUGAAUCUCAAACUUUGAAACCUUGCACAGUGAUCUGGCGAAUCACAGCCUGUUCGACCACAUCAGCCUCCUGCCAUGCGCUCCGUGUGUUCUUCCCUCUUGCAAGAGAAUCCCUUUCCCUGUAAUGUACUGCCCUCCAUUAAAGACAAAAUGCAACAAAAAAAUGGCUAACUGCUUGUUUUUCAUUGGUCCCCAUCCCCCCCCCCCCUCCCCUACCUAAUUUAAUAUGGCCGUUCUGUGUCCGAGCACGUUUAAACACGUUUUAGGGGUUUUGAUCCUGCUGCUGGUCAGCUAGACCCCCUAAUUGGGGGACUCUUUCCAAAUUGGCCCAGUGUGUGUGUAGAUAUGAUCUGUUGGCCCCAGUUCUUUCAGUGUGUGUGUCCGUGUCUGUGUGUGUGCGCGCACCAGAGUUUUCAUAACUGCCUUGUUUCAGCUUGGGACAAAUAAACGUGGAAAGUUCAA